Messenger RNA from Fopius arisanus, 4274 nucleotides. RefSeq names its product transcription factor AP-2 (gene TfAP-2). Gene Ontology annotation, molecular function: DNA-binding transcription factor activity, RNA polymerase II-specific; RNA polymerase II transcription regulatory region sequence-specific DNA binding. Gene Ontology annotation, biological process: regulation of transcription by RNA polymerase II; anatomical structure development; regulation of cell population proliferation. The record is from RefSeq and is a predicted model, not a curated record. NCBI's taxonomy places the organism in Eukaryota, Metazoa, Arthropoda, Insecta, Hymenoptera, Braconidae. The transcript has 9 exons. The coding region runs from base 744 to 2411 and encodes 555 amino acids. Gene Ontology annotation, cellular component: nucleus.
CGCGUCUCACCUCACUUACCUAGCUUUCUAUCAACUUAUCAUUGACAACCUUAUCGAUCCAUCCCCAUUUAUCAAUUAUUCAAAUAUCUAAACACCCACCACGUGAUCCUCACCUUGUCUGCCAGCAUCCACCACGUGACUACUCGUUUCUCCGUUCGUAAUCCACGGUGUGCCUUACAUUUGUGAUUUAUCCAGUGACAAUUGUGAAAUAAAUCAGUGAUUCGCAUCAACCAAUCUGCCUUAAUCAGCUGACACAUGUAUGGCAAUGCAUGUGGCUGUGUUGUGUUCAUUAGGAUUGCUCAAGAUCAUCAUCAGCUGUUUGAAUUUCGAGCCCGCGGGCUUCGUCGAUCAAGUGGUGCUUGAAAUGAUCUCCAAAGAUAUUCGAAAUCCCUCGGAUUGUCAUUGAAAUAUGAAAGAGUUGACAGUGAUGACGAAGAUUGUACGACAGAAGUUGAAUCUGAAGUUUCGAAUGAGUUGUACGAGAUUAGAGACGUUAUAAAUCGAUACUUGUGGCCAUCAAUCGAAUGCGUCCUCGGAAUUAAAACAUUUGGACGGUGAAAUUUUCAGCGGGACUCGCGGCUGAAUUGUAAUCGGCAAUGAUGAUGUUGAGCAUACCCGAGGAGAAGUGGUGCUGAUGAAUACUGAUAAAUAGUGAGUGUUGAGAUAAUCUCGAGUGCGAAAUAAUAAUAAAUCUACGUACGUACGAAUGGAUCGGUGUGCAGAUCGGUCGUUGUUGUGGAGCAAUGUCGGUGCUCGAGGGUGCUUGUAAUAAUCGAGAGAUCGUCAGAGAAAUGUCACCACUUGACGAAGUAGCAUCACCAACAAGUGUCGAGUCAGAACUCAUGGUUACGGACAUGCUAGAUGAUCAGGUGCACGAGAGAAGUCCUGGUAAACGGAAACGAGAUAAUGACAACGAGGGAGUGAGAAAGCUUCCCCCACUGUCCAACAACAACAACAAUGAUGUUGCAUUUGUCCUGGAUGACAACACCGAUGACACACUCCAGGAUGACAUCGCGGACGACCGUCUGACGAGUCACGGGGGCAUAUCCUCCCUUGGUGGUGGAAAUUCAUCGCCUUAUUCUGGUGCCCAUCACCAUGGACAUCGGGGAAACGGCAAUGGUGGCGGUGGUAUGCCCCAUCACGCUGGUGCAUCCUUACCAACGGCAUCCGAUUUUCAACCACCCUAUUUUCCACCACCCUUUCCCACCCAUCAUCAUGCACCAGCGAGUCCACAGCAUGGUCUUGGCCAGCCUCAACACCUCGAUUACCUCGUUGGUGAUCCAUAUACCCAAACCCUAAACACUCUCCAUCAGCAUCAUUACAAUCAUCUGAGCGCGGCAGUUUCCGCGGGACAGAGGAGUGGUGAUCUCAGGAGGGACGCCGAAGGCAUUCACGUGUCGAAUAUGCACGCGGCAUUCCCCUACGACGGAAGUCGUGGAAGCGCUGGAGGUGGUGGAGGUGGUGGUGGCAGGGGUGUGGACUCUUAUGGAGCUGUCCGACGUCCCGACGCCCUUUUACCACCACCAGGACUCGAUCAGACUGACCUUCUGCACACGAGUCUCGUUGACGACCCCCAGGUGAGCGAUGAUAAUACAAACGUCGACGAUGGGGGCUUCAUGAAUGACCUUCCACUCCUAAAAAAUAUGAAACAGUCUGACAGGGGUGAGAAGGGAAUGCUAUCGGGUAAUACUCAGCCUCAGGAUGUCUUCUGCUCGGUACCAGGAAGAUUGUCGUUAUUAAGCAGCACCAGCAAGUACAAAGUCACGGUCGCCGAGGUACAGAGACGGCUGUCACCUCCAGAGUGUCUCAAUGCUAGCCUACUCGGUGGUGUUUUACGAAGGGCGAAAUCGAAAAACGGUGGCCGACUGUUGAGGGAAAAGUUGGAGAAGAUUGGCUUGAAUCUGCCCGCCGGACGGAGGAAGGCAGCCAAUGUAACGCUGUUAACAUCACUUGUUGAAGGAGAGGCUAUUCACCUUGCCCGAGACUUUGGGUAUGUCUGUGAGACCGAGUUCCCGGCGAAACAAGUCGCCGAAUAUCUGAGUCGACAGCAUUGUGAGCCACAGGACUCGUACAGGAGGAAAGAGCUGCUCCAUGCCACCAAACAAAUCACCAAAGAGCUGAUGGACCUGUUGAACCAAGACAGAUCGCCCCUGUGUAAUACUCGACCACCCCACAUUCUCGACCCAAGCAUACAAAGACAUUUGACGAAUUUUUCGUUGAUAUCGCAUGGGUUUGGUAGUCCAGCAAUCGUUGCUGCCCUCACAGCAAUUCAGAAGUUCCUAACCGAGUCACUAAAUCACAUGGAGAAGAUGUAUCCGGGUAAUGGAAGCGGAGUAACAAGCAGUCAGCAGUCGAGCCUAGAUGCUAACAAGAACAAGGACAAUUCCCUGAUGAAUGACAUGAAAAAGUGACGACCAGAAGACCCGCCUAUCUCUAACGUAGUCACGUCAAUCAGCGACUCUUGGCCCUACAAUACGAAUGUGUAGUUAUUGCUCAGUAUGGACCACAACUGUGUACUUCGAUUGGAGAUUGGCUGGUCAAAUCCAACGAAUACUCAUUUAACUCAAUUGUACAUUUUCUCCUCCAACAGCUGUAUUCUUUAAUUAUCGAUAAUGCAAAUUAGUGCAAGUCCACAAAGGCGCAGACAAAUUCAUAUCAGCCUGGACCAUAUCAAUUUUUCUUUACAUGUUAUACGUAAUUAUUCAUAUUUCCCUCUUUCUCUUGUAAAUAUUCCUUUUUAUCAUUAUUUUAAAAUCCUCUCGCGGAGGUGAAUUCGCCGCCCCUGGGACUCAACCGCUAUUGAAUAAUUAUUAUUUAUAUAGCUCUCGUGAUGAUAAAUAUACUCGAAUGGCGAAUGUUGUUAUCCUGUUAACAUACUCAACUCAACUCUUCAUCCAUUCGGAUUUAUAUCUCUACUCAUUUUCCAUGAAUUACUUAUCUGGUCAUUCUCCUUUGCUCGGUGAAUCCCAUGAAAUAAUUGGGUGGCGGGUUAUUCUCUCUUUUUUUUUUACUUUUCAUCGUUUGUUCCAUAUCAAAUGCAACAGCAAGAGAAUGAAAACGUACUAAUCGGAUCACACUAUAAACAACUGUAAACAAUAAUUGUGCCAAUGGAAAAUAUUUGCCAUUAAUGAUGUGCCAAUUUUCGUGCCAAUUACAACAAGUCUUAAGGAGUGAGAAGAAGGAUCACUCUUUGCGAUCGGUAUUUGUAAAUACGAUGAUAAUGCGAUUUUAUUGUAUAAUAAAUAAAAACGACAAUGUGCAUUGGUUUCAUUGGAAUUUAGCAAUCAUGAGCGCAUUGGAAUCGUAUCAAGUACAAUACUAAUCAGGUUCACCUGAAACAUAUCUAACUUUGUAACUAAACUCUAGAUAAUUUACGUUAAUUAAAAUGAGGGUGGAACGCAAACAAAGGAAGGAGAUUAAAUUUAAGGUGAAUGGAAAGAAAUUGGUGAAAAUUGACGAGAAAAAUAGAAAAAAAUUAAUAUGGAUUAUAUAAAUAAUGGAGAACAUCUGAUGUUCCGGAGAAAAUGAGCAUGUACAGAGCAUUUGAAUCUUUCUUGUGAUAUAAUCGUGCGUUGUCGGAUUAAAUGAAUGCUAAACAUUCCAUGUUUUUAUUAGAAAAAUGGUAUUAGUGAUUUUCAAUAAAUUGUGAGCAAUUGGUUGGGCUCAGAUUUGAGUCAUAUACGACGAAACGACAGUUUCAUUUAUCGCAAUUAGAUGGUGUAAUUAUUAUUUUAUUACAAACAGGAGAGUACAGAGUGGGUCGAUCGCGCUUGAAAGUUUAUUAUUGAUAAUUUGAUGUUAAAGAUUUCAUUCCCAACAUUUCCGACGUGAAAAACAGAGAGCGGCGUAGUGUGCUAUAUUAUACAUACAAUAUAUAAAUAUAUAUAUAUAUAUAGUUAGGAAACAAACCUGAGCCCUUAUUUUGACUCAUAAAGUAACUAUAGAGAAUUUUACUCUCUAGAUUAUAUCAAUUAAGAAAAAACAAUUAUAAAUUAAUACUUUUAUUUAUACUGAAAUAUAUCUGGAGCGAUGAGUAGAAAAUGGUCUUUUCUACUAAAAAUUUCUGUGCCAACUGUGAAAUAGUGUUGUAGAAAUUUUUUUUUUGUUUACCAAGUUGAAGAGCAAAAAUAUUGAAGGAGAAAAUCAGAAUUGACGAACCAUCAUUCUAAUCUUGUAAGAUACUCAGAUCUAUCUUUAUUGAAAUAUAUUUGAAUUCUAGUAGUAUAUUGUAUUCCGAAAAAAAUAUUAAUACGUUUCAUUUUUGUAUAUUGGUG